ACGAGAAGUUGUUCACUCUGUUCAUGUUGGUGUCGCUGGUGUACAUGCUGUGCGUGAUCCGGGUGGUGCGCGCGGUGCGCCACACGCUCUCUCCGAGGCUGCUGCGCUCCUUCGCGCAAAAGAAGUGGCUUUUUGGGAUCAAGUUGGCCUCCACCGGCGGCCUCCUCUUCUUCUUCUGGCGGCACCGCGUCCACUGCCAACCCAUGGCUUUCAGCUGGUUCUCGCUGUGUGAGUACGUGAUCGCCACGUGCAACAUGCUCUACCACGUGAGUGUGGCCCUCGACUUCUCUGACGAGCAUCUGAUUGUAGGACACAUCGUCACAGCCACCACGCCUUCUGCCUCCGUCUCCUCCUUCCCUACCACUGCCUCCUCUUCACGUCAUCAUUCCAUCUCAACUCCCACCACUACAUUCGACUCUUUAGCCACCUUCGAGGGCGGCUCCGACAUCCCGCCUACAAGAAACGGCCGUCUGGACGAGCAGGUGCUGGGGGGUAGCAUGGUUCUGGGUAGCCCCCAGCCCUUAGCUGCCGUUCUCAGCGGUAUGCACCCAGCUGUGAGUUGUGGGAAAGUGGUGUCUGUGGCAAAAUGUGACAGUGGAGUGGGCGUGGGCGGUGGAGGCACGGUGGAGGGGGAAAUCCCGCCCACAGUGGUACACCAAGUUCUUAACACCAUACACGAGGGCUCAGAGCCCACUUCCGCGCAGCCGUGUCUCAACGGACCUGCAGACGCAGAGUCUACCUUGAUUCAGCGGAGACCCACAACCUCACCCAGCUCUAACCCCCUUUCCACAGACGCCCACACCCCCAUUCACACUCACAGCGAAUAGUGAUAGAGUGAGCAGGGGGACUCCGCCCACGAGAGGUGCUGGGAGCAAGCAGGCCACUGCUGCCGCCACUAACAUUCACCUUGUACUGAUCUUAUACGUGUGUUCCUGUAUCAUAUACCACGAACAUGUGUCUGAAAACUCAUGUAUAAGAGGGUAGUGUGUAUAACUGAGAUCUUAAAACACACUACACCUCCUUGGCCGGACACAACGUGUCAGGGCACCCACAAAGCCCUUGUAAUACGCAGAAACUGUUACUACAAGUUUUAUCGCAAAGAAAAAAAUAUAUGACGAGCGUAACACAAAUGUUCCUCAAGACUUUGAGUGAUUGCCAUAGCCUGGUACUCUUGGGCAGAGAUCUUGUGUUUUGGUGUGGAAAGUCUUGGAAAAUGUUGGUGUAGUGAGAACGUGCUUCUUGAUGAUUGGACAGUGUCGAGUGUAAUGUCUCUUGCUUGUAGUGCAUCUAGCAAAGCUGCACACAACACUAUAUAAAUUGCAAGUAUAUAAUUGUAGUUGACGAUAAAGCAAAUAUCUAAUCCAGGAAUGGCUUCGACUAAAUUGCCUUAACAAAUUCUGAUCAUGAUCGAUAAAGAAAAGUAUAGUAACAGAGCCCAACGGUAAACAGUGGUCAUACCGGCUACAAGACAGUAAGUUGUGUUCACUAUCUAUGAACCUCACACUACGAGACAGUCUCGAGUGUGUUCUCUAUCUCUGAACCUCACACUGCGAGACAGUCUCGAGUGUGUUGUCUAUCUCUGAACCUCACACUGCGAGACAGUCUCGAGUGUCGUCUAUCUCUGAACUUCACACUACGACAGUCUCAAGUGUGUUAUCUAUCUCUGAACCUCAAUACUAAUAUAAUAAUUAUCGUUUACAUUUCAAUGCGUAAAGUGUGAUCUUCAUCUUUCAUCCAUUCUUGCCGUUUUCAUUCUCAUCUUAACUUUUAUCUGAAGAAAUUCUCAAAGUUAUUGCGAUAAUAUGAGGUAAGAUAAUGGAAUUACUCUAAAACUCUAUGAGUACUUGUUAGAGAUAAGGCUCAAUUAUGCUCUGUUCUCUUGGUCAUGUCAUAUCUGAAUCUUAAAGACGUGAGAGUUUCCUGGGUUGGUCACGACCCACAUCUGAGAUGAACCUGUUAAGUGGAGCUUGAACACGUUUAUGGACAUUAUUUAAGAAUGAUUUUGCCUAGUAUAUUUCCAGACUGAGAGCUGUUAUCCUACCUCAGCUCAUUUCAUUGUAUGGCCCUUGCUGUGGUAUAACAACGGAAUUCGAUCCACAACAAUUGACUCACACCCAGGAACCUGUUGAGUGAUAGGUGUAGGGUAUAAGGAGACUUUUCUAUACGUCUCUCCUUGCCUGAGGAUCGAACUCGGGACCUUUAGGUUGUGAACCUGGACGCUCUGACCAGAAACUUUUCUAAAAUGUCAUGAGGUUAACGAAUGACGCUUGGCAUCGUUCAACAUUUUUGAACUUUAUAUUUUUAAGUCAAGGUAGACGUAAAGCCACACUGCCUGAAGGUGGGAGGUUAGUGUGACGUCACCUCCAGGUCAUCAGGGUGACCUCCAGACCACGUGUUAUUAAUUUAGCUCGUAUGAUUAUUUAUUGUCUAUCAAAUGCUGACGGUUUCUCCAAAGGAAAUAAAAUUCACAGUACAGUAUAAAUAAUAGUGCAGAAGAAUACUAAAAGAAAGCCCUGCUCUCUUAGCAUUAUUAAGAGUAAGCCUUCACACUUAAAGCAGACUUUGUGAUGACCAUCAUAACUCACUAUGUACUGACCAUCACAGCAGACUAUGUACUGACCAUCACAGCAGACUAUGUACUGACCAUCACAGCAGACUAUGUACUGACCAUCACAGCAGACUAUGUACUGACCAUCACAGCAGACUAUGUAGUAACUAUCUUAACAGACUAUAUACUAGGGUGGUCCAUAUUUAUAGGGGAUAAUUAUGAAAGUUGUGUAGACCAAGUGGGAACUUAGUGCCAUCGUUCUACUUCAUGUACAGUAUCUUCGCAGCAAAUGUGAAGAGAAUUUGACGUUUAGGGAUCGCACAAAACGUUGAGUUAUUUUAGUCCCAUCAAAAUUCUAUUGAAACAACUCGUUUCUUUCGAUUCUUUGAAAAUUACUGGAUGUAUAAAAUUGUAUAUGUGUUAUAAUGUUUAUGUGGCCUAAUUCCUGUUAUUUCAUUAUUAAUUAAUAAUAAUAAUUGUUAAUUAACAAUUUUUAUUUCUACAAGUACAUGAUACAACUGAUACAGACCUAACCGACAUCAUUGACAUUCUAUAUGGAAAGUCCGUUGUUAUGCAGAGCAUUUCAGGCAACUUAGGUUAAUCCUGUCCUCCAGAAUGUAACCUACAACAGUCCACUAACACCCUUUCCACAGGUAGUUCUGUUAGCUGGGAUAAUUGCAUAUUGCAGUAGGCAUCACCGGUGCUCGAUUGCUUUCCAGACACAAAAUGCUUAGGAAUUAUUACCUCCAUCAUUCUGUCAUGAAGAAAACGAGAGUAGAUACUACAAAAGCAAUUCUUUAAAUAAUGGUAGAAAUGAAUGAAAAGGCUAAAAUGACGGCGUUACAGGAGACAACCAGAAGACCCUUCUCGAGGCCUCAGUGCUGGUGUGAAUUAAUUGAACGUUUGCAUUGCCGCUCUUAAGGAGGGAAGUCUGUGCUAGGCUUGCUGUUAGGCAUCCUACGUCCAACACCGGUUUAUCUGAAGGAGUAUACAGUAAAAUACAGGUUAUCAUCAACCCUGAGAUUAUAUGGACUGCUUGCUCUUAGUGAGUCUUUUAAGUGAUUCUCGUUGAUGUCUAUAAGGAGCAUGACCGUCUGGCAGGCUCAAUAUCCCCAGUAUCCAUCAAUUCUUUACUUCAAAAUGAAGUAAAGAAUUGAUGGAUCUCGAUUGAAACCAUCAACUGAUGAUGAGGAUGUCGUGGAUGGAUUAUCUGAACCUCUGACAGGAUUCAAAGACAGGACAGUGAAAAAUCUGAAGGUGGUCAAGUCUAUGGCUCACCACAGGGAUGAUUACCAGGCACCCCUGGACCUGUCGUACAUAUUGGGGGAAAAUCCAAGAGGAAAGCGUGGAGUCCUCUAUCAUGCCAGAUACUAGAUGGCAAAUGAUAUUUAAGCUCCAAAGAUCCUCUUUAGAAAGUAAUUCCUUACUGUUCAUCAAACGCGUGCAACACAGCAUCUUAGUCUUCGUUCAUGUCUUCUACACCAGGUCGUGGCCUCAGGCAACGGUAUUAUCAUAUAUCCUUAAAAGUAAUUUGGUCUUCAUGAAGGAUCUUAUGUGCAGAAUUCCAAAUCAUCAGUUGCCGAACAGUGACUUCACAGCCUCAUAACGCCACUUGUGGUAUGUGUCCGCAGAACGGAUUGACCUUCCAUUUUUCAAUGACCCAACUGGAGAAGAGGAGAAAGCUGCAAUAGUGGAGAAUCUCAAGAAGAGAGAAAAGUAUGGGACUGAAGAGGCUUGAUGGCAAGAAUUUCACCUCUUAAACAAACCAUUUCAUGACUGUGACAUCAUCCGCCUAUGUAAUUCUCCCGAAUGGGCGUCGUGAGUCAAAAUCCUUCUUCGCCAGACCAUCUUCUUGGACUGAAAAUGAAACCUACCAACAUUGGUUGAAGAUUGUGAAUUGACAGUGCUGAUAGAGGUAUUACUCUCACAAUCUAACUCAUCCAUCUUCAAGAAUGAGACACAAAAGCAGUACCUUCUGAGAGUUGAGGAUCAUCACAGAAAGGAAGAAACUGUUAUUAAAAUAAAUUAGACUAUGUAAAGUGAUACUUUACCUUUUUUAUGGUUUUGUGCGAUGACUGGCAGUUAAAUUCUUGAAGGGCCCUAACUACUAAACUAGGGAUCUGAAAUGUUACUUGAAGCAUUGUAAGGUUUCAGAUUUACUAUAGAUGACAGUGCCACGAGUGUCUUAGUAAAAAUUACAAUUUUUAAUAUAUGGACCGCCAUAAUAUAUAAUGAUCAACACAGCAGACUGUAUACUGACCACUACAGCAGACUUUAUACUGAUCAUCACAGCAGACUAUAUACUGACCAUCACAGCAGACUAUAUACUGACCAUCACAGCAGACUGUUUACUGACCAUCACAGCAGACUAUAUACUGACCAUCACAGCAGACUAUAUACUGUCACAGCAGACUAUAUACUGUCACAGCAGACUAUAUACUGACCAUCACAGCAGACUAUAUACUGCCCAUCACAGCAGACUAUAUACUGACCAUCACAGAAGACUAUAUACUGAUCAUCACAGCAGACUAUAUAAUGACCAUCAAAGCAGACUAUACUGACCAUCACAACAGACUAUAUACUGACCAUCACAGCAAACUAUAUACUGACCAUCACAGCAGACUAUAUACUGACCAUCACAGCAAACUAUAUACUGACCAUCACAGCAGACUAUAUACUGACCAUCACAGCAAACUAUAUACUGACCAUCACAGCAGACUAUAUACUGACCAUCACAGCAGACUAUAUACUGACCAUCACAGAAGACCAUCCAGUUAUUAUUAUUUAUAUUCAUGAGGAAGCGCUAAGCCCGUAUCACACAGCACCUGAGGAAUAGGUCAGGAGGCUUGAUCCAAGGAAGGGGAAGAUAGCUCUAGUUUCUUGAAUCAAGAGCAUGUCACUAGAAUCAGAUCAUGGUGGUGGAUGUACUGUUACUGUUGUCACGGUGGUGGAUCUACUGUUACUGUUGUCACGGUGGUGAAUCUACUGUUACUGUUGUCACGGUGGUGGCUCUGCUGUUACUGUUGUCACGGUGGUGGCUCUGCUGUUACUGUUGUCACGGUGGUGGAUCUUGUUACUGUUGUCACAGUGGUGGAUCUUGUUACUGUUGUCACGGUGGUGGAUCUACUGUUACUGUUGUCACAGUGGUGGAUCUUGUUACUGUUUUCACGGUGGUGGAUCUACUGUUACUGUAGUCACAGUGGUGGAUCUUCUGUUACUGAUGCCACAGUGGUGGAUCUACUGUUACUGUUGUCAUGGUGGUGGAUCUACGGUUACUGUUGUCACAGUGUUGGAUCUACUGUUACUGUUGUCAUGGUGGUGGAUCUACUGUUACUGUUGCCACAAUGGUGGAUCUACUGUUACUGUUGUCACAGUGGUGGAUCUUGUUACUGUUGUCACGGUGGUGGAUCUACUGUUACUGUUGUCACAGUGGUGGAUCUUGUUACUGUUGUCACGGUGGUGGAUCUACUGUUACUGUAGUCACAGUGGUGGAUCUUCUGUUACUGAUGCCACUUUGGUGGAUCUACUGUUACUGUUGCCAUGGUGGUGGAUCUACGGUUACUGUUGUCACAGUGUUAGAUCUACUGUUACUGUUGUCAUGGUGGUGGAUCUACUGUUACUGUUGCCACAAUGGUGGAUCUACUGUUACUGUUGUCACAGUGUGGGUCUACUGUUACUGUUGUCACAGUGUGUAUCUACUGUUACUGUUGUCACGGUGGUGGAUCUACUGUUACUGUUGUCACGGUGGUGGAUCUAAUGUUACUGUUGUCACAGUGGUGGAUCUACUGUUACUGUUGUCAUGAUGGUGGAUCUACUAUUACUGUUGUCACAGCGGUGGAUCUACUGUUACUGUUUUCAUGGUGGAUCUACUGUUACUGUUGUCAUGGUGGUGGAUCUACUAUUACUGUUGUCACGGUAGUGGAUCCACUGUUACUGUUGUCACGGUGGUGGAUCUACUGUUAUUGUUUUCAUGGUGGUGGUUCUACUGUUACUGUUGUCACAGUGGUGGAUCUACUGUUACUGUUGUCACUGUGGUGGAUCUUCUGUUACUGUUGUCGCGGUGGUGGAUCUACUGUUACUGUUGUCACGGUGGUGGAUCUACUGUUACUGUUGUCACAGUGGUGAAUCUGUUACUGUUGUCACAGUGGUGGAUCUGCUGUUACUGUUAUCAUGGUGGUGGAUCUACUGUUACUGUUGUCACAGUGGUGGAUCUACUGUUACUGUUAUGGUGGUGGAUCUACUGUUACUGUUGUCACAGUGGUGGAUCUACUGUUACUGUUGUCACGGUGGUGGAUCUGCUGUUACUGUUAUCAUGGUGGUGGAUCUACUGUUACUGUUGUCACAGUAGUGGAUCUACUGUUACUGUUGUCAUGGUGGUGGACCUACUCUUACUGUGGUAGUUAUACUGUUACUUAUUUCACAGUGAUAUAACUACUGUUACAGAGGUUAACUGAAACUCUCUCACCACUCUUGUUUGUUUGGAAAUGAAAAAUCAUAGAUGUUAUGCAAAAAAAAAAAAAAUUAUCGUAUUUGUGAAUUUGCUGAAGCUGAAUUAGUUUAUCCUCAGAGUUAUUUUUUUGUGAGUAAUGACACUUUGAGACGAAAAUUCUUACCUGCAGAAACAUAAAAAUAAAAAUCACUGAACGCAUUCGAGAAGGCUGCAUGACCCUUACAGGUUUAUCGCUUCGCCAUGAUAAUAAUAAUAACCCACUGUAACGGUGAUAUUUUGCACACCGAGCAUUUCGGCUAGUGAUUAUAUUAUCAUGUUCAGAAAGGCUGAACAGUGUUAAAGAUUGUUGUUACUGAAUAUUUCGAUGUUUUAAGACGGUUCCGCAUCGUUCUUUGACUUGCUGGACUUUUUGAAAUCUUGUAGGCACCCGUCCCCUGAAGGGACGACUGAUCCAAGGAUUGCCCUCCGUGUGCUGUCUGACUCCUACAGGUUUAGCGAAUUCCUGUUGAUUAUAGUUACAGCAAUAAUAAUUUAAAACUACUAUGCCAUUUUUUGCUGUCAUGAA
Molecule: messenger RNA, 7563 nt
Organism: Cherax quadricarinatus
Lineage: Eukaryota; Metazoa; Arthropoda; Malacostraca; Decapoda; Parastacidae
Source: RefSeq, a predicted model, not a curated record